UACAUAUAAAUAUUGUAAUAUUAUGGAUACCAAUAAUCUAUCAUGCCAAAAUUUUUCGCUCAGCUCAAGCUCAACGGUUAAUUCAAAUCUUCCACUAUGCUCUCCAAGCAAGAAGUCAAAAAAACCACUAACUAAAAAGCAAAAAGCUGAACAGGAAUCUUCACCACAAUGUUCCAACAUAAUUACAAGUUCGUCGUCAUCCUCAACGACGACCAUAUCCUUGGCCGCCUUUAAUUCGGAAACACAAUUUCAAAGAGCUCCAGGACACGAAGCCCCAAAUAUUGGCUAUGAACUAAACAUAGCUAAAUCGAUACUGAAGCAAUAUAGUACAUUAAGUGGCGACAACUUAUUUGAUCAUAUCAGUGAUAUUGUGAAGCGAGUCGUCGAUGAGCGUCCCCCAAAUGUUAUCGAUUUCUUUGAAGAGUUCAGUCGAAAUGUACGCGAACAGAAGUUUCAUGUACCUGAACGUUUCCCCCCAAAUGGGGUUUUUGCCGACUGUCGAAUGUUUCGUCCAGCCAAGCAAAUACUUCAUUCGAUUAAGUUACCCCACAGUGGUGAAAACCUUGAUUUUGAGGGUGAUGAGGAUCUCGGGGGUGAGGAAUUUGAGGCGGAACUACGAAUAAAUAUUGAUGAUUCUAUGCGAAUGUUUGUAACAUUUAAUGAACGCGUCGAACAAUUGCAAUUCUAUUGGAAUCAAUGCGGCUUUAGUAUUAGCAAAGAUGAUAUCUUCCAGUUGGCAAGUUCCAUUAAUCGACUACAGACACAUCCAUCGAUAAUGCAAUGCCGAUUUUGGGGCUGUAUAAGUGGAUUGAAAGCAUCCUACUAUAUUGUGGAAGCCUCGCUUUCGCGUGAGGAAAUCGCAUCACGAUUGACCAUGAUGAAGGAGGAAAUGAGGGAAAAGCAACUGCCAUUUAAGGUGCGAAAAAAUCAAGAGGCAAAGCCCGCACCAGCACAUAUAGGACCAGAAUUAACUCCAGGCACUUAUGGUUGGGAACUGUAUGCCAAGGAUGAGUUAGAGAAGAUGACGCCAAAGGCGAAGCCAGUGCCUUUGGCAGAGGAAAUCGAAGUUUAUGAUAUACCACCCGAGUAUAUUGGAAAUGGUUGCAAUCGAUUUUCAUAUUUUGUGGUUAAUUGUUUGCACAAUGAUUGGAUUGAAUUACCGAUUGUGACGCCACGUCAAAUUGUUGUUUCGCGACAGAUUAAAAAGUUUUUCACUGGAGAUUUGGAAGCGGAUGUUGUGUCAUAUCCAUGUUUUCCGGGCAAAGAGAAACAUUAUUUACGUGCUGUGAUUGGUCGUAUUACGGCUGGUACUUAUAUAGCGCCUCAGGGAUAUUAUAGACGUAUGACUAAGAAGGAAAAGAAUCUCUAUGAUGGCAUCAAUCUUAAUCAAGAAGAAGAGGAGGAAGAAGAGGAAGAGGAUGACUUCAAUGAGGGUAAAGAAGAAGAAUCACAAGAUAAUGAUAUACAGCUGAUGAGAAACGAACGAUUCGAGAUAGAACCUUUGAGCACCUUGGCCACACCCGCAGCCUGGGUACACGUUCGAUCCAAUAUUUUAAAUCAAGGACGAGUUGUGUGGUACGAUGAGGAACUGGCUGACAAAGAGCGAAAGAAAGCACUUGCGAUGUAUUUGAAAAUGCGAGCAUUGGAGGAAAUGGGUGAGGAGCUCGAGGAAGAAGAAGACGCUGAGGAGGAAGAAGAUGGUGAGGAAGAAGAUAUGCUAGAAGGGUUCAUACAUCCAGAGACGGGUCCCAACAUCUUAUCCUCAUGUGCCGGUGAUAUGAGCAAUGUGUGUUCCAUACCCUGGGGAGUCCGUUUUACCAGCAAGCACACGAAUCAAAAGGAACGCAUAUUGAUAAUGCAAUCAAAUAUUUGGCCCGGGGCUUUUACAUUUAUUUUUGAAAAUACCUGUGAAUCUAUAUAUAUGGGCUGGGGACAUAAGUUUUCAAAACGCAAUAUACCAUUUAACCAUUUGCCGCCUGUUCAAAGUGAAUAUCCUCAUACCAUCGAGGAUUUUAUUGAAUCUACAGAUCCAAGUGUUGAAGACGAACUCGCUUACAAGGAAUGGCUUUUAAAUAAACAAAAGAAAUCUGAACCUGUCGGAGAAGACUUACAUGACUACGACGACGAUGAUUCCCAAGAAAAUAUUGACAACGAUGAUUAAAUUUCAAUAACAGUUUGUUAAAUGUUAUAUAUAUAUUAUGGCAAACACUUAAUGAAUAUCGGCAGAUUAAAGAGUAAAAGUUUUGACUCA
This is a messenger RNA of Drosophila grimshawi, 2251 nucleotides long. RefSeq names its product radial spoke head protein 6 homolog A (gene Rsph4a). NCBI's taxonomy places the organism in Eukaryota, Metazoa, Arthropoda, Insecta, Diptera, Drosophilidae. Gene Ontology annotation, biological process: axoneme assembly; cilium assembly; cilium movement involved in cell motility. The record is from RefSeq and is a predicted model, not a curated record. Bases 23 to 2161 code for a protein of 712 amino acids. Gene Ontology annotation, cellular component: axoneme; radial spoke. The transcript is spliced from 4 exons.